Messenger RNA from Rhodotorula toruloides NP11, 288 nucleotides. Its product is annotated as molybdopterin synthase/thiamine biosynthesis sulfur carrier, beta-grasp protein. The record is from RefSeq and is a predicted model, not a curated record. NCBI's taxonomy places the organism in Eukaryota, Fungi, Basidiomycota, Microbotryomycetes, Sporidiobolales, Sporidiobolaceae. The transcript is spliced from 2 exons. Bases 1 to 288 code for a protein of 95 amino acids.
AUGCCACAAAUCACGCUGUUACUCUUCGCCGGCGUCCGCAGCGCCUGGCUAGGCGAGCCGGCCUCGCAACUCGUCGAACUCCCCACAUCUCCCUCGCCGUUCCCUCUCUCGCAACUGCGGGUCCACCUGACACGACAAGUGCAACCAGGGAACGACGAGUUGGCGCGGGUGCUGGAGCGGAGUGCGUGGAGUGUCGAUGAGGAGAUGGUCGACGAGGAGCGCGAGGACGAGGUGUUGCUCAAGGGAGGAGAGACGGUGUGCCCGAUUCCGCCAGUAAGCGGAGGGUGA